Molecule: messenger RNA, 2550 nt
Organism: Sarcophilus harrisii (Tasmanian devil)
Lineage: Eukaryota; Metazoa; Chordata; Mammalia; Dasyuromorphia; Dasyuridae
Gene: KCNC3
Product: potassium voltage-gated channel subfamily C member 3
Biological process (GO): protein homooligomerization; potassium ion transmembrane transport
Cellular component (GO): voltage-gated potassium channel complex; axon; neuronal cell body membrane
Molecular function (GO): delayed rectifier potassium channel activity; protein binding
Source: RefSeq, a predicted model, not a curated record
CCUCGGCCCCGGGCCCGGGGCCGGCGCCUCCAGGGCGGCCCGCGGGGGGCAAGCCAUGCCCCGGGGGCCCGGCCAUGGGGCGACACGGCGGCGGCGACAGCGACAAGAUCGUGAUCAACGUGGGCGGCGUGCGCCAUGAGACGUACCGCUCGACGCUGCGCACCCUGCCCGGGACGCGGCUGGCCGGCCUCACGGAGCCGGGGGCGGCCGCCAACUUCGACUACGACCCGCGCAGCGACGAGUUCUUCUUCGACCGGCACCCGGGCGUCUUCGCCUACGUGCUCAACUACUACCGCACGGGCAAGCUGCACUGCCCGGCCGACGUGUGCGGGCCCCUGUUCGAGGAGGAGCUCGCCUUCUGGGGCAUCGACGAGACGGACGUGGAGGCCUGCUGCUGGAUGACCUACCGGCAGCACCGCGACGCCGAGGAGGCGCUCGACUCUUUCGAGACCCCCGAGCCGGCCGCCGCCGCCGGAGGCCCCGGGGGGCCCGGCGCCGGCCCGGGAGGCCUGGACGACGAGGCGGGCGGCCUGGACGCCGCCGGGGCCGGAGGGGAGCUCAAGAGACUCUGCUUCCAAGAUGCGGCCGGCGGGGCCGCCGCCGGGCCCGGGGGAGCCGGGGGGGCGACGUGGUGGCGCCGCUGGCAGCCCAGAGUGUGGGCGCUCUUCGAAGACCCCUACUCGUCCCGGGCGGCCAGGUACGUGGCUUUCGGCCUCCCCUUCUUCAAUCCCUCCAUCUCCAUCACCACCUUCUGCCUGGAGACCCACGAGGGCUUCAUCCACAUCCACAACAAGACGGUGACCCAGGCGUCGUCGGUGCCCGGGGAGCCCCCCGAGAACGUGACCAACGUGGAGGUGGAGACGGAGCCCUUCCUGACCUACGUGGAGGGCGUGUGCGUGGUCUGGUUCACCUUCGAGUUCCUCAUGCGCGUCACCUUCUGCCCGGACAAGGUGGAGUUCCUCAAGAGCAGCCUGAACAUCAUCGACUGCGUGGCCAUCCUGCCCUUCUACCUGGAGGUGGGGCUGUCGGGGCUGAGCUCCAAGGCGGCCAAGGACGUGCUGGGCUUCCCGCGGGUGGUCCGGCCCGGGCGCAUCCCCGCGAUCUUCGGACGGGCACUCGGGCCGGCCCGCAAACGCCGCGCCGCCAGCACCAACGAGUUCCUGCUGCUCAUCAUCUUCCUGGCGCUGGGCGUGCUCAUCUUCGCCACCAUGAUCUACUACGCCGAGCGCAUCGGGGCCGACCCCGACGACAUCCUGGGCUCCAACCACACCUACUUCAAGAACAUCCCCAUCGGCUUCUGGUGGGCCGUGGUCACCAUGACGACCCUGGGCUACGGAGACAUGUACCCCAAGACCUGGUCGGGGAUGCUGGUGGGCGCGCUGUGCGCCCUGGCGGGCGUCCUCACCAUCGCCAUGCCCGUGCCCGUCAUCGUCAACAACUUCGGCAUGUACUACUCGCUGGCCAUGGCCAAGCAGAAGCUGCCUAAGAAAAAGAACAAGCAUAUCCCCCGGCCGCCCCAGCCGGGCUCCCCCAAUUACUGCAAGCCCGAGCCGCCCUCCGCCCCGGCGCCCGGUCCCCACCAUCACAGCGGCUCCCAGCCUCCCCCGCCCGGCUCCUACCCCACGGGGCUGCCGGGCCCCCACGGCCACGUGCCGGGGCUCCUGAGGGGCGGGGCCGGGGGGCUCGCGGGAAUGGGCCUGCCCCCCCUGCCCGCCCCUGGGGAGCCCUGUCCGCUGGCUCAGGAGGAGGUGAUCGACAUCAACAGGGCAGACCCUCGCCCCAACGGGGACCCGGCAGCUGCUGCCCUAGCCCACGAGGACUGCCCCGCAAUUGACCAGGCGGCUCUGUCCCCGGAAGACAAGAGUCCCAUCACCCCCGGGAGCCGGAGCCGCUACGGCCGAGACCGGGCCUGCUUCCUGCUCGCUGACUACACGGCUUCCCCCGAUGGCUCCAUCCGCAAAGCUCUUGUCACCGCCUGAGACCUCUCGAGAUCCGUGGGCCCCCCCUGCCCCUCUCCCCCAGGUCAGCAGCUGGGAGUGGCUGGGAGGGGGCCCCCACUGUAACUCACUUAGAGCCUUCUAGAUAAGCCUCCCACGGCUAAGGACGUUCCAGGUAUCCUUUGAGCCCUCUCAGGAGACGCCCUUCAGAGGUCCCGAGCCCAUCUUAGAGCCUCCCAGACGGUCCACAGAUGCCUUAGAACUGCCCGAACCCUCGGCCCCCCAGAUGCUCUCAGACUCUCCCCCCUCCCGGGCCUCGGCCACAGCGUUAGAGCUGGAAGGACCUCAGGCGGCGCAGGAGGGUCAGGUCCCCCACGCGGCGGGGUCCCCCGAGAAGCGGCUGCCUCGCGGGCAAAGACCCAUCAGGUCCCGCGGCUACCCCGGCUCAGGGCGCCAAGGCUCGCCCUCCAGAGGCUGCCUGAGAUGGGUCCUUGGGGGACCUUUGGCCCCGGAGAGGCCCCUGCCCCCUUUCCAUCCCCCUCCCUGCCGUAGCCUCCCUCCCAGGGCGCCCUUCCUCCGUUUGGGUCCCACCCUCACCCUUCCUCCACAGCCA